AUGUGGGGCAUCGCCAGCUCUAUCCGGUGGGGCACUCGCUGCCUCGCUGGGCAACUGCCAACUCCAGGAAAGCAUCGCGCCUUCCUUGUACAGGAGGGCACAGCUCGGCUAACACGGAAGUCGCCAACUGAGAUGUUCUUGCCGUCUACCUUGGGCACCAUGUUUCUUUCUUUUUCUACACAAUUCUUCGAGACUUUUGCGCUCUUGCAUUCGCAGCCGGGUCUCCUUUCGCUUCCCCAAGGCUUCUUAUUCUCCCGCCCGCAUUCCUCGACGCUUGACUUUCCACUUCGCAUGAGCUCGACCCAGGUAGCUUACCAUGGCUACUCAGCAUGCUUCCAACCUCUACCCCUCCGUCAGGUGCUGGGCUGGCUUGCCGUUCCUUCCACCGCUAAUCCCAAUCAGGACACGACAACAGCCUUGAGGCGUUUUGGCACCCUGGCCGCGCCUAAUGCACAACGCUGCACCCCGUCGCCUUACUCGCCCGCCCUUUUCCGUCUUGUCUUCCUUGCAGCUCGCCGCUUGCUAGCUCGCUGUUCCCCUCACGCCGCCGCAUCAUGCGUUGCUAGGAGGGUUGCUACAACACCUGUUACUGUCGGCACUUUACAGCAUCAUCCCACCAUCUCUGGCACUCACCUUAUUGCGGCACAGCGCUGCGUCGUCACAUCGUCGCUUGACCUAAAUCUCACGAUGGAUACGAGAAUCCCCUCACUUCCGGCGAGGGCCGCGGGGUUCCCGCCACUCUGCAUCGCAUCGCUUCGCCCCACUUUUGACCUUUACACCUGCAGUAAAUCGAAGCGUUCUCACGACGAUACUCACCGCAAGUCGACCGUGCCUUCGAUGAAGUUCCACGGCCAGUCGAUUCUCUAUGUGGUCCCAGUUGCACCGGCACAACAUUCCAUCCCAUCACCAGUUCCACGACCAAGUCCAAAAACGUCGAUCAACCCUCACCUAACCCUCGCACGUGAUUCUCGUUCAUGGAACUCCUAUCGAAGAGACAAUCGGCCGCUGGUCCAGACAGGCGCAACGUUGCUUCACGUUGAGCCAACACGACGCCGCUUGAAUGGACUGCGCACAGCCAGGUCUCUCAAUGCAAGCAUAGGUUUGGAUCACCGACUGAGACUUCUUCAUGGACGCGCCCAGCUUCCCUUCCUUCUAAGUUGGCUUCUGCGAUCCCUCGGACCCGCCGACAAACACGAAGUACAGCUAGGAAACGCUUCCUUCGCAUCCAUGUUGCAGCCGUACCUUCGGACCAUUGUGCUGGACUCGUCUCGUGACGUCAAGACCACUACGCUAAAUCGCCUCGGCCCCGCGGGAUUUCCUCCUGAUACAAAACGCGCUGCCAUUGAUAGUGUCUCCCGAACGUUUGGCUCUACUUCGCUAGCUGAACGUCGAUCCUUCAGCUAUGAUCUAGCAGAGUUAACCAGAGGUGGGUGCUACUGA
Colletotrichum lupini is the source of this 1440-nucleotide messenger RNA. RefSeq lists its product as uncharacterized. The transcript has 14 exons. The record is from RefSeq and is a predicted model, not a curated record. Lineage: Eukaryota; Fungi; Ascomycota; Sordariomycetes; Glomerellales; Glomerellaceae. Bases 1 to 1440 code for a protein of 479 amino acids.